GUAGACGUGGCUAGAGACAGCAGUGUGGGAAUACCAAACAUAGAACAGAGAACGGGUGUUGUUACAAGUUAGAAAUUAAGAAUCUGCAGAAGUGGAAAGUAAACAGUUUUAACUCUCAGGCAAGUUGGCACUGACUUAGACGGCUAACCCAGGACAUCAACAAAACCAGCACACAUCACGGCAGAGAACAGUGGUACUCAUCGACAUACAGAAAAGACGGACACCGGGAUACGUCGUUACAAGAACGAUUCUUCCCUCAACCCUACGACACAGAGUGGUCAUACUGAGCACACGCAUUCUAACAUUCACAGAAAAACCUCAAUUCCAACUUUUGGUACAGACGUUCUUGAUCUUUGUUCUCAGCAUGACCUAUUUAGUUACCUGAAAAAAAAAAACCAAUAAGGUCUGACCAUUGAAUCAUUAUAGACAAUUAUGCAUAUUAGGUUUACUUAUUAUGGUUAAAUGAUUACGACCCUGCUGUGUUUAUACCUAGCUAGUGUGUCGGGGUAAUUAGAAAGUGAGUCGAUGGUAUGUUAACAAGAUGUCGCUCUAUAUAUCAAGAAUCUAAAGAGUGUCCAGAUUAUCAAGCACACGCUACUUGUUUUACACAACACAUUCAUUGGAAAACCUUUUGUGUACUAUAUCCUCGGAUGUGACAGCAGCUUCUGGUGACACCAUUAUCAAAUGGACUAGUAAACACGUAUUAAUCCUACGUCAUUUCGCUGGGAAAUAAAUCGGAAACCUUUUUUUCGCGUCUUAAGUUGAAAUUACACAGCGGAAAUACGUUAUAUGUAAAAGCUUUGUGGGUGAUGAGAUAAAUUGCAGUCCUAUUGAAGGGUAUUAGACGGACAUUAGUGUACAACUUUGGGGAAUCUGUGUCAAGAACUGCAAUUUAUAGCGUGUUAUACCGAGAGACUCUUACUUACUUUCAAACGCAUUUGAUGGAAUUCCUGAUGAUCAGAUCGAUAACGAGGUCAUUCUGACGGAUUUCACAGUUUGAAAAUACCACUCGUUUACAGUAUGCGUGUAGUUCGCGUGACUGUCUUAAUUCUUUAACAUACAACAUUUGCAAUGGACAUUGUACGGAACCUCAGAAAAAUCUGUGAUCCUGACGAUAUUCGGUCGUUAUAUAUCAGAUAAAGACAGUAAAGAGACAAUAAAAAUAUGGGAUCAUUGUUAUGUCUAACAUGAAGCUAUAAAUAAACCCGGAAUAAAGUAGGACUCUUCUGUAAGUGAGUGGUGCCAAGGGUCAUCAAUGAGAAGAAGUGAAAACGAGCACACGUCUAUGUGGGCUUCAUUUACACAUACAUCAACAGGACAAUAUAAACAUUAGACAAAUUAGCAGGUAAAUUCCCAAUAAUCGAUCGUGGAAUUAUACAGGAAGGACGUGCUUGCAUAUUUGAUUUCACAAAACGGAUACGCUCCCAGAAGAGAAUGGAUUGUUUGGCGUCAUAGCGUCAAGGCUACUGAACUGACUGGCUCAUUUCAGGGAACUUAUAUUUUAUCAUAUAGACUAUCAUCAAUCGAUCAGAUAGUAGAUUGAUUAUAGGUGAGGAGUUAGUUAAAGACACCAUUAGUCCAGUUGCAAAUUACAACAUACUUAUUAAGUAUGUUCUAGAUAGUACCAUAUUAAAUCUAGGGUUUUCACUAAAUGAAACUCAUUUUUGCGGAUGUUUAUAGUGGAUUGUGCUUUAAUUACAAACAUAUUUAAUGUAAUUUCUUACCUUUAUUCUGCUAAAUUCUGAAAGAAAACCAGAUCUCAUCAGCUGGUCGGUGACUUGUAUAGCCGGAUUACUGAAGUAGCGUGUUCAAGUUGAACGGCAGAAUAACGACUUCGCCCAGGACACCAGACAGUACAUAUAUAUAUGUGUGUGUACAUGCAUUACAUGGUAUUUUAAGAUAUUGAAGUUUAGCUUGGAAAAUACGUGUCAUCAACAAUCGACUAUAACAGACUUGUCUGCAAAACAUGAUAUGUAACAAUAACAACAGUGAGUUUCCAACACAAACAUUUGGCGUUCCAUAUUGAUAUAUUCUAGAUAAUUUAUUUCCGUUGAAUUUUGUGGUCUCUUGUGGUAACUUCGAUAGACACAACAAAAUGGCAAACAAUUUCAGCAACUUUUCAUUCCCACCGAAUACAAAUUGGGAAGGAUACGUUACUUCAGUGUUUCUGUCGUUCUUGAUCGUCCUGACACUUGUAGGAAACAUGUAUGUCGUGGUCGCCAUUUUUAUCUAUAAACCACUGAGGAGCGUACAGAACUUCUUUGUUAUUUCCCUGUCUGUUGCCGACAUGGCUGUAGCUAUACUAGUCAUGCCAUUCCAUAUCUCUAACAUAUUAUUCAACGAAUGGAUUUACGGAUUUGCAUUUUGUGACCUGUGGCUGACUUUUGACAUUUUAUUGUGUACGGCGUCGAUUUUAAAUAUAUGUGUCAUUGCUUUGGAUCGCUAUUUUGCCAUACAUGACCCGUUGAACUAUGCCGCUAAAAGGACUAUAAAGCGUGUAUUGUUUAUGAUAGUGGCAGCCUGGGUCACGAGCGCCGCCAUUUCCGUGCCACCAUUAUUUGGAUGGAGUGAUAAAACACACGGUAGUUUGCUCGAUCCUGAAAGUGGAGAGUGUCAUCUGACAGAGGAAAAGGGUUUCGUCAUAUACUCAGCGUGUGGUUCAUUCUAUAUUCCACUUGCCAUAAUGUCCUUUGUUUAUCUGAAAAUAUUUUUGGCAACAAGGAAACGUCUCCGAGAAAGAGCGAAGGCGUCUGCUGCCACAAAACUCUCUUGCAUGUCUGGAACCCGACCUAGCCCAAAUAUCAGCAGUGAUCCCGCGUCCGAAGCAAGCAAUGAACAAGUUGUGAAAGAAAAUAAACACUUAAAGGCCAAGUCUAAAACAGUGACUGCGAGCGACCCUAGCGGAUCCUCUGGGGAAACUCGUGUGUACUUAGCCGUUAAUAACAACCAAGUAUCAGCUCAAAAAAUAUCCAGUUUCUUCGAACAAAAACAGCGGAUUUCCCUCUCCAAGGAACGGCGGGCAGCUCGGAUCCUUGGGUUCAUCAUGGGUGCAUUCAUUUUUUGUUGGCUUCCAUUUUUUCUGUAUUAUGUAAUCAUGCCCUUUUGUCCGAGCUGUAUGAAGGAUGGUACUGCCACCGUUGAAAUGUUUGUGGUGGUUCUCGGAUACGUCAACUCCAGUCUUAACCCAAUCAUAUACACAGUUUUCAAUAACGACUUCCAGAAGGCGUUCCAGUAUAUUUAUGUCAAUAAAUUAAGAUGUAAAAGUUCACGAUCGACAACAACGAUAAAGAUUAAUGGUCAAACAAUGGUAUAAAUUUCUGGGUGACUGUAAAUCCCUAGUGCGUUCAAAUAUAAGUUUUCAAAAUGAGAUGACAUUUGUGUUCUAUUGCAUCAAUCGUUUUUUACAAUCCUUUUUUUCCUGAAUGACUUAAGUAAUCAUUUUAAUUUGCAUUAGCAAUACAAUUGUUGUUAAGACCAUUUAAAUGUGCAUUCGUUAUUCACCUAUUUGUGCUAAUGGUUUGUAUUUCAUUUACUGGUAUCUUACAUCAGAUUUAGUCAAAUGUUAAUAAGCAUCAUUCAUUACUUUUUAUAAGUACAGCUUUCUUAUUAUUCUACGUGUUUAUAAGAACUCGACAAUGCUCCUAGAAUAUCCUCAUUUUAUAUAUUGAAACUGGAUAUUGUUCCCUGAAGUGUUCCUUUCUUGCUAAGAAGAACUCAACUCUGCCCUGUGACAUAUCUGUAUCCCUCCAUUGUUUAUGAGAACUCAACACUGCUUCUGGAUGACCCAUGAAUUGUUUAUAAAAAGUUGGCAUUGCCCCUCAAAGUCCCCCCCCUCUCCAUUGUUGUUGAGAAAUCGAUAUUGCCCGUUGUGUAGUAUCCAUAAAUUGUUUAUAAGAACUCGAGACUUUCCCUGAAGUAUCGCUUCGCUGUUUAAAAGAACUAGGUACUGCCGCCGAAAUAUCCCUUUUCUGUUAAAAGGAACAUAUUAAUCUAUUGUUUGUGAGACCUUGGUUAUAUCUUAUAUCCCAUUUGUUUAAAAGGUGUAUGGUCCUGACCCAUGUUUUUUAAUGCCAGUGUUUGUAUUUAAGGAAAAAGUAUAUCUCUGUGUCUUAUAUUUUUUUCUAAUUGUUAGUAUGUGUCAGUGUGUUUUUAAUAGUUAACAUCAUUAUGCAUAUGGUAAAAUAUCACUUUAAAAGCAUUAAUAUCAUUAGGCAGCCGCACACUGACAGACCUGUAUGACAUGAGAUGUCGACAAUAAUGGCCAAACACACAGCUUAUCCUUUUUCGCACUGAGCGCUAUGCAAGAUAUUUUUUAUGAAAUAUUAAGUAAAUGUGUUCAGCGUGAAUUUUUUCUCAAAUCUUUCCAUUCUACCAAUUAUCAUGUUGCAAACUUGCUUGAUCAUUGUCAACUUGUGCAUGAUUAUUAAUAUCAUUGUUAGCUUUAUGAUCAUAAACGAAAAUUGUCCCUACUUCUAUUGUUUUCAAUUGUACAUUUUAA
Messenger RNA from Ylistrum balloti, 4498 nucleotides. Its product is annotated as tyramine/octopamine receptor-like. Gene Ontology annotation, molecular function: octopamine receptor activity. Gene Ontology annotation, cellular component: membrane. Gene Ontology annotation, biological process: adenylate cyclase-activating adrenergic receptor signaling pathway. The record is from RefSeq and is a predicted model, not a curated record. Bases 2096 to 3313 code for a protein of 405 amino acids. The transcript has 2 exons. NCBI's taxonomy places the organism in Eukaryota, Metazoa, Mollusca, Bivalvia, Pectinida, Pectinidae.